Molecule: messenger RNA, 1326 nt
Organism: Orbicella faveolata
Lineage: Eukaryota; Metazoa; Cnidaria; Anthozoa; Scleractinia; Merulinidae
Product: lactadherin-like
Source: RefSeq, a predicted model, not a curated record
AUGUCACUGAAACAGAUUGUGACGCUUUCCCUGGCCGCAAGACGAGAGUAUGUAAGGAAUGAAUGUUCAGCACCCUUGGGUAUGGAAAACCGUAAAAUAACAGAGGGACAGAUUUCAGCGUCUUCCCAGUUUGAUGGAAAUCUUGCCCCAACCCACGGAAGACUGCAUUUCAAGGGUGGCUACGGAGCAUGGGCCGUGCGUACGAAUGAUAUAAAUCAGUGGUUUCAAAUCGAUCUUCGUGUUGAGGCAAAUGUCACUUUUGUGGCAACCCAAGGGAGGUACGGGGACCCCAACCAGCGGGUGACCAAGUACAAGUUACAAUACAGCAAGGAUGGACUUUCGUUUCAGGUUUACAACCAGCAUGGAGAAAAUUUAGAUAAGGUGAGAGUGUUUCUUGGAAACAGUGAUCAAGACUCCGUGGUUAAACAUCCCUUGAUUCCUCCAAUUGAAGCACGAUACAUCAGACUGAUACCCAAGACAUGGAAUCACCACAUCUCCAUGAGGAUGGAACUCUAUGGAUGUUUUGAGUGUCUGGCUCCUUUGGGAAUGGAAAACUUUAAGAUAACGCCCGCACAAAUAUCUGCGUCCUCUCAGCAUGAUGGAGAUCAUGCCCCAAACUACGGAAGACUACACUAUAAGGGUAAUUACGGCACGUGGGCAGCGGGAGUGAAUGAUCUACAUCAGUGGAUUCAAAUCGAUUUUAGAGUUCAGACAACUGUCACUUAUGUGGCAACCCAAGGAAGAUUUGGGAGCAGCCAACGGGUGACCCAAUACAAGUUACAGUACAGCAACGAUGGAAAUUCCUUUCAGGUUUUUAAACAGCAAGGAGAGAACACAGAUAAGGUGUUUGUUGGAAACAGUGAUUCUGAUACCGUGGUAAAGCAUCGCUUAACUCCACCAGUCAAAGCGCGAUAUGUUAGACUGGCACCCACAGCAUGGCACUACCACAUCUCCAUGAGGAUGGAACUCUACGGCUGUAUUGACGAUAUGCAAGCUCUCGGUAUGGAAAGUGGUGCCAUUGCAGACUCGCAAUUAACUGCUUCUUCCGAACUGGACAGCUACCACGCUAUCAGGCGAGCGAGGUUGCAUACUAAGGAGACUGAUGUUUAUUCGCGUGGUAGCUGGGCAUCAGCAACCAAUGAUUUGAACCAAUGGUAUCAAGUUGAUUUUGGUAAAAUCACGCCUGUGACACAUGUGGCUACGCAGGGAAGGAAUUCUUACUUUCCUGCACAGAUGGUUACUAAGUACAAGUUGCAGUUUAGUGACGAUGGAGCAUCAUUCUUGUUUUACAAGAGACAAGGAGAAUCUUCAGACGCGGUAAACUGA